GAGGCGGGGUGGCCGCGUUCUCCUGGUGUCCGUAUCUCCUCACCGCCUCCGCUGCGGGCUGCAGCACCACCCGGGGGGACAACACCGCUGCUCCUCGCUUUUCCUACCUUCCUCCGUGCCUUCCUCCACUCCCUCCAUGCCUUCCCUGCUUGCCUCGCUCCGCCCGUGCCUCCCGUGGCCGAGGGCCGGCCCCGCGCUCCGCCCCGGCCGUGCGGGCGGAGGUGCCGCAUGGCGCCGGCCGGGCCGGGGCCGGUGUCGCAGCGCGGGGCCAUCGGGGGCUACCGAGGGCCGGUGCCACAGCCCGGGGCCCAUCGGGGUUACCGAGGGCCGGUGUUACAGCCCGGGACCCAUCGGGGCUACCGAGGGCCGGUGCCACAGCCCGGGGCCCAUCGGGGUUACCGAGGGCCGGUGUUACAGCCCGGGACCCAUCGGGGCUACCGAGGGCCGGUGCCACAGCCCGGGGCCCAUCGGGGCCGGCCCGCCCUGCCGGUUACAGUGGGUUCCAUUCACCCUUCCGUGUUUACCCCACGAUCGGCAUCUUCCUCAGGCAAACAAGGAUUUAGGCCUGAAGGUGAAGCAGCCACAACCCGGCCUUUUGUUUACGGUUGAAAAGAUGGGGAAUGCUGAAAGCAAUGCCUAUCAGAAUCACCUUUCCAGAUUUCUUCCUGAGGAGCAGUCUGACAUUGAUGGACUAUUCGAUACCUUAUCAGGAUCCAGUGGCUCAUCUGGAGCAAAGAAUGCCAAAGCUGCAAAGAAAACUGUGACUCUGGAAGCACUACAGGCACACACCCGGGAGCCCCUGCCACAGCCAAUGACGGCUCGUUUGUACAAUGGCAUGAAAAGCAUUGACCUGCCUGGCAAAUCAUCCGGGCCCAGUGAACAGAUUGCUAAGGAGCAGUUUGUAAUUUUUAUGUCAAAUCUCUUAAAAGGGAAUGCAGAUGAGAAGAUUAGCAUAAUAAUGAGAAUGAUCGACAAGACGGGAGGGCCUCUGAAGGGCAAACAAAUCCGAGAGUUCACAGAGGAUCUGAUCACGUCUGUCAUCCAUGUACUGAGUUACAGGAAGGAGCUGAAAGGUUGGAGUUUGGAGAACACGAGGGAUUCUUCAAGUGGAGUCAAAGCUUUGGCUUCUGAGCUGCUCUCGGAAUUGAAGCUUCCAGAUGGGACAAAACCCGUGGGUACUCAGCUCCUGGAGGCAAAUUUUGACCAAAGUGUGAUUGGGGAUUGGGUGUACCGAGUUCCCCAGAUCUCAGUUUUCCUCAGUGUUGUCAUCAGGCAAGGUCUCCACGUCCUGCAUUCCCUCCCAGACCAAACCAACGACAUCCUCAACCUGGUUCCUCACUGCAAGGGCAUCAAAGGAAGAGGAGUUGUCAGUCUCUUUGACAUCCCAGCCAUCAUCUACAUCAACUCCCACCUGCCUGCAGAGAUGCAGCACAAGUGGCAGCUUUUAUUUUCCUCCAGGCUCCACGGGGAAAGCUUCUCACAGCUGUGUGCCCACAUAGUGAACAAAGGCCCUUGCCUAGUGAUCAUAAGGGACUUGGAUGGUUUCCUCUUUGGUGGGUUUGCUUCUCACUCCUGGGAGGUGAAGCCACAGUUUCAAGGUGACAACAGAUGCUUUCUGUUUUCUGUUUUCCCCACUCUGGCUGUGUACACAUACACAGGGUACAAUGAGCACUACAUGUAUUUAAACCAUGGCCAGCAGACUAUGCCAAAUGGACUUGGUAUGGGGGGACAGCAUGGCUACUUUGGGCUCUGGAUAGACAGUGACUACGGGAAGGGCCACAGCAAAGCCAAACCUCGCUGCACCACCUACAACAGCCCCCAGCUGUCAGCCAAAGAGGAUUUUACACUGGAUGCCUUGGAAGUUUGGGCAGUGGGAGACACCCCUGAGAGUGCAGGGAGAAAAGGUAAGAAGAGUAUCCUGGAUGUGGAUCCUCAGGCUCAGGCCUUGCUGGAAAUGGCUGGGAAAAGCCGUCAGAGCGAAGGUCUGCGGGAGCCCAUGGAAGAGGAAGAAGGUGAUGAUGAUGAGAACUAAAGGAGCCAUAGUAACAUGUAAAAACUUCACUUUUAUUUGCUUCAAGUGGUGAUUGUUCCUUGGACAAGAUACUUUUUCCUUUUUUUUUUCCCUUGAAUGUACCUAAUUGUCUGGGACAAAGCUUAAGCCUUGUACUUGUGUAAUAUUUAGGUCUAAAGCACUAUUCUGCCUGAAGGGUUUUGUUUGGGGAGGGCAGAAAAAUUACCUGGGGACAAAAUCAUUAGGCAUGGCUGAGCUCCAGCUGAAUAUGAAUCUGCUUUCAUUUCCCAUAGAUCGUGUCUACGCACUGAAUUAAAAGCAGCAGAACUUAUUGACAGUAUGGCUUUCUGUCCUGAAGAAUUGAUAUGUACAUAGUUAUAUAUUUAUAAAGCCUGGUUAAGGCACUGAUUAAAGCUCUUAUACCUCAACUGCACAUAUUUAUUUGCAUGCAAUGAAAUUAGUUAGCAAAGCUUACAAACUAACGUCUUACACUGGUGAACAUAGAAUAGUCCACAUGAUGACAUGUGAAGGGUGCUAUAAAUUUUCAUUGCUUCAGUUAAAGCAUUAAAUUUCAAGCUUUCUAAGUCAGAUUUUCAGUGAUUCCAUGUGAGCUGUAGGAUGUUGCACAACAACAAGUUGUAUAGUACUACACUAUCCCUGGUGCAUCUCACUUCAUCUGUUUCUGCAGAAACUUGCCUGUUGCUUUUUAAACUUAGACCAGAAUCAUUGGAGCCAUAUUUAUCCUACAAAUACCUCCAGCAGAAUUCUCUAGAGAAGGUACAUUCUUUAGAAGCCUCAUGAGUCUGGAGUAAAAGAUCAGGCUGUAAAAAAGGUUGAGUAAGAAGCAGCCAUACUUACUUGAGAACAGGAUCUACAGAUACCUUGUGAAAGAAAUAAAAAUCAGGGUUAUAUCUGUAAAAUGUUUAAAGAAGAUUGCUGUACACUUUAUUUCCACAUAAUGAAUCAUUACUCUUGUGGAAAACUGUAAAAUGCAGUUGUUGGGGUUUGUGCUCUGUUUUGUGACUGUUCACCAGUUUUGUCAGGUCUCUUAUACUCAGGACUUUUUCUUCUUGAAUUAGUUCCCAUCUCUCAGUAAUUAUUCGUUUGACCUUGCUAAUUCUAUGUGUAAUUAACUUGUCAGAAAGAACCCUGAUUUCUACCAGGAGCUGCAAUUUCUAACUCAGCAAUGAGUGUUUGGUUAUCAGCAUCUCUGAUUGUCAGUCUUCCUUCUCCCGAGGAAAAGGACUGUGUCCAGUCCUGGCAUGUCUUCUUUGCAACUUAGAGAAAAACAAUAUAUAAUUUCUGCUCAUGUGGCCUUCCUUAAAAUUCUUUUCCUUGGUGUUUUCUUGUAUGAGAUUUUUUCCCCCACCUGUUUUUCAUAGGGAGCCAGAUUUGAAUAUUCUGAACAAUGUGCACUUGUGCCUUAAAUUAGAUCUCCUUUUAUAAAUUAUAUUAAACAUGAAUUUAGCCUUGAAAGGAGAGCAUGAAGAAAUCACUCCAGCCAGGUAUCCUAGGACUCAACUGUGUGUUUUGUGGAGUACCUGAGCUAAUGCUUGGGGCAUUUACAUGCUGUUUGUUCCAGUACAGAAAGGGCUGUGAAAAUCCUGGGAGAAUUCCUUUUAUGUUGUAUUUGCUUAGAGAAACCAGAUAGUCUUGUAACACACAGAAAAAAAUAAGCAUCAGAACAAUUGCAAUGAUACUUUUGUAUAGUUUUCUUCUCUCUAUAUAUAAAUAAUAUUAAAAAUAUUAAAUUUUACAAUGUAAGGAGUAAUAAGUACAUGGUGUUGUCUGUGAGUGUGGUGACAGCAGCUUUUGUUUGAACAUUCUCAAACUCCCACCGUGAGUCUCAGAGGUCAUUUUCACUGAGCAGUGACUAAGCCUAUUAAACACUCCCAUGUAGGUGGCGUACAGGAUGAGACAGUUGAAUUUCUGCAAUUAAACAUAAAAUAAAUUGCUAGGCUUUAUUUUCCUCCCAUUACAAGACAGAAGCUUGUUUUUGAGAACUGAAACCACCUGCAAGGGUAUAAAAAAAAAAUUUACAAAGCUACUCUCCACCAAAAAUAUUUCAGUGGCCAAGUUUUCUUUGAUUUUUAGUGAGUAUCAGUAUAGCUGUUUCUUUCUAGAUUGUGAAUCCAAAAUAUAAUCCUGUUUGAACUUCUUCUUGUGACGAUCAGCGUAGCAUUGUGACCUCUGAAAUUGUAUUUUUUUGACAAGUUUGUGUCUGAGACUCUUCAUUUGAAGAUGUUAAGCUGGGACAAGAAGAAAACUGACACUGGCACUUCAGCAAAUGUCUCAGUGAAGCAUUAUUUACUAGGACACCACUGAUCCAACCAGCAGAUAGGAUUAUUCCAAAUUGUUCUUUAAAUGUAAAAAAUGGGCUUGGGAAGGACUCAGUUUGUAUUUUAACCUGAAUCUAAUGAUUAAGAAAUCUGAGCUUCAUGCUCAUGCACCUCAAAAUGUCCAGAAAGCUUUUGUCAGCAGUGGGUUUAGCUACGAUCUGAACAGCUCCGUCCCUUUUGUGCAGUUUUGGCACAGCUGCAAAGCCCAACACCCUUGCUCUGUUCUUGACUCAACAGAGAUGUUGAGCCCAACAUCUGUGCUCUGUUCCUGCUCCUGUUCCUCCUUUUUAUUCUCAGGCUCUAUGGAAGCGAGUCCCUUUCCCAUUAAAUCCAUCCACUGCUGAGUGUUGGGUGUGAUCAGCUUUCCCUUCUUCUCCUGUCAGUCACACAGGUACAAAAGGUUGGCACUUCAGCUCCCUGCUCUGUUUGGCAGCUCCCCAGAGUUUCCUUGAAAGUCUUGCUGAGUCAAGCUUGGAUAUCUGGGAAUCCACAAACACUACAGAUUGAAGGAAAAGAAAUGCUUCAAAGCAGGUCUUUUCCACUCUUCUAAUGAAACGUUAAAGGACGUGUCUCAAUCACGAGUCUCACUCAGAUACUUGUCAGUAACAUUUUAAAAUGUAGAUUUUAUUAAUAAAAAUUAUUUUGAUUUAAAUAAAUAAAAUUUCAGUUUAUGCACAAUA
Molecule: messenger RNA, 5030 nt
Organism: Taeniopygia guttata (zebra finch)
Lineage: Eukaryota; Metazoa; Chordata; Aves; Passeriformes; Estrildidae
Gene: MEAK7
Product: MTOR associated protein, eak-7 homolog
Biological process (GO): response to oxidative stress; TOR signaling
Cellular component (GO): nucleus
Source: RefSeq, a predicted model, not a curated record